This is a messenger RNA of Serendipita indica DSM 11827, 1461 nucleotides long. The record is from the annotation of a GenBank genome assembly. Lineage: Eukaryota; Fungi; Basidiomycota; Agaricomycetes; Sebacinales; Serendipitaceae.
AUGGCCCGUAAAGGCACUCUCGCCAACGGUGCUAUCCGAGUUACUCUCAAAUACGCCACUGCCGCUCGUUUCCAGCCUCCACAGAUUGUUCCUCCACUCUCCAACUCCUCCGGCUCAACAAAUCUCCCACCAAUGUGCCCUCAGGCCGACGUUAGCCCCUCAAGUUAUUCCGAAGACUGUUUGUAUUUUGUGGCAUACGUUCCCACAAGUGUGAAUCCAGCCACAUGGUCUUGGGGCGUCCCCGUACUCGUUUGGAUCCACGGAGGGUCUUACAACACUGGCUCCGCGUCUGAUCCCAUCUUUGAUGGCUCCAAACUCGCGCAAUCAACGGGCUCUAUCGUUGUCGUGGUUCAAUACCGACUGGGCAUCCUCGGUUACCUCCCACCCCAAUCCCUGUCCAACAACAAGAACUUGGGUGUACGGGACGUCAUCACUUCUCUCCAGUACAUCCAGAACAUCAUCGGUUGCAUUGGAGGUGACAAAAACAAGGUCACUCUCGUCGGUCACAGCUCUGGCGGAAACAUGAUUCGCAACUUGCUCGCUACACCCUCCGCGGACAACCUGUUCAGCAAAGCGAUCAUAGAGUCGGACCCGAUUAACUAUGGCUUCUUGCAACCCUCGACAUUUACGGCCCUCCAAUCAGCGUUCUAUGGCAAUCUUACGAGCUGCGGAACGUGUCUCACCACACCCGUCUCCACCCUCCUCACUGCACAAUCCACCCUUAUCAACAAUGCCCCCGGUAUCGACCCCGCGGCUGGCAUGUCCCAGCCCAUUCGACCAGUCCUUGACGGCACGCUUAUCAAGUAUUCCCUAACAACCACCUUUCCGCCUACGUUGAAGAACAUUCUCUUGACGACGGUAAAGGAUGAAGCCGGUAGUGCCAUCUAUUCCAUUGUCAACUAUCCUCUGCCUCCCGCGUACUUUAUGUACGCGGCCACCGGACUCUUUGGUGCAACCCGAGCUACGCAAAUCGACGACCAGUACAAGGUGUCCAACGAAAACGUGGAUGAUAUCCGACCGGAGCUAGUCGUCGUGAGUACUGAUGGCGCUUGGAGAUGCCCUACAUACACACUUGCACGGACCUGGGCUCAACGGGGAGGAAACGUUUGGGUCGGCCAGUUUACGAUCGGUGCGACGAUCCCUUACAACUCUGGCAUCUCAUUCUGCACGACGAAUGGAAAUGUGUGCCAUCAGGACGAACUCGAAAUCGUCUUUGGUACUGUGCCUUCGCCGACGCCAGCACAGGCUGCCCUUACCGCGGAGGUUCAGGCGCGUUGGGGAGCGUUUGUCAAGACGGGUAACCCCAAUACAUCUGGAUAUGCCAACUGGCCGCAAAUUCCCAGAGGAGGGGCGGUUCCUGUUUAUAACCUGGGUGGCACGACAUCAAUACCCCUUGGAGCGUGUGAUCCGUCCGUCUGGGGCUCGAGCAUCCUCUACGACUAUCAGAUCUAUGGUCAAUGA